AUGUUGGGGGAAGCCGUCAGGAACGGACGUAUUGCUCCACUGCUGGUAGGGGGAGAUCAUAUUGAACUGUCGCACCUACAAUUUGCAGAUAACACUGUUUUGUUCUGCUCGCCAGAGAUUGCAACAAUUGUAAACUAUAAGAGACUGUUCUGGUGCUUUGAGUUGAUGUCUGGGCUGAGCAUCAAUUUUGAUAAAUCGAAUCUGAUAUCAGUGAACUGUGCGAAUCCGCGCUUGGUGAAGACUUGGAAACCAAUCAUUGAUAAGGUGGAACAGAAGCUUAGCUUGUGGAAAGCAAAGGUUUUGAACAAAUCAGGUAAGCUGGUCCUUAUCAAAUCGAUACUGAAUAGUCUCCCCAUAUAUUACCUUAGUCUGUACAAGAUGCCGAAGGCGGUGGCGGACAAGCUGAUCGCUUUACAACGGAACUUUAUGUGGUGCAAGGAGAACGGGAACUAUGGUAUACCUAUGGUUAAGUGGGAGCUAGUUCAGGCUCCAAAAAAGGUUGGGAGCUUGGGGGUUGGUGAUGCAGUGCUGAGAAACACAACGCUUCUGUUUAAGUGGUGGUGGCGGUUUUCAAAGGAGGAUUACCCGUUGUGGAAGAAGAUUGUUUGUUCGUGCAACAAGUUGAACCCGGAUGUAAUGUUAGCAACUCAGCCUUUACCAGUAAAAGGAGGGCCUUGGAAAGACAUAUGUCAGCUGAAUAUAAAAGAACCGCGGAUUCGAGAUAAAGUGAUAUGGAAUUUUCAAUGGAGGAGAGAGUUGUUCCAAUGGGAGCUGGAACUUGUCAAUCAGCUUCAUGAGAGGUUAAGGCCAGUGAAGUUGUCAUCAGGCUAUACAAGCGGAGACCUGUCAGCUGAGAUAACGAGUUAUAGUUUCACGAGUUCCAUUUGGAAAGGUUUCGUACCUCCGAGAAUUGAGCUCUUUGGGUGGUUUGUGCUAGUUGGUAGAGUUAACACCAAGGAGCAACUGACUAAACUAGGAGUCAACAUUCUGGGUGAUAGUAUGUGUGUACUGUGUACCAACGAAUUAGAAUCUGUUGAGCAUUUAUUCCUUAGGUGUGAGGUAACAUGGCAGGUGUGGUGCAAGUGGUUGAGGUCACUAGGAAGAGAGUGGGUGAUUCCCGGAACCAUUAAAGAAAUGCUUGAGAGUUGGCAUGGCAUGCAUAAUAGACAACAAGGGCAGAAGAUGUGGAUGACAGUGUUCUUUGCAGUGAUUUGGAACAUCUGGUUGGAACGGAAUGCAAGAGCAAGUCUGGAAGUCAUUCACACAAGGACGGUGAUGAAUUACACAGAAUGGCGUGGUGGUGAUCUUGGGGGAGGCUGA
Messenger RNA from Arachis ipaensis, 1320 nucleotides. Lineage: Eukaryota; Viridiplantae; Streptophyta; Magnoliopsida; Fabales; Fabaceae. The record is from RefSeq and is a predicted model, not a curated record.